Molecule: messenger RNA, 162 nt
Organism: Phytophthora nicotianae INRA-310
Lineage: Eukaryota; Oomycota; Peronosporomycetes; Peronosporales; Peronosporaceae
Exons: 1
Coding region: 1-162 (53 amino acids)
Source: RefSeq, a predicted model, not a curated record
AUGAAGAUGGCUGAGGAAAAGAACAUGGAGGAGGCGGAGACGGAGGUGAAGCUUCGCUGCGGUGUGUAUGGCGAAGGGAGCGUCUUCUCCGUCGAGAUCCAGCGCAAUGCAGAUGUGGAGGCACUGCAGGAGAAGAUCGCUGGCAUCUUGAGCACCGAGUAG